Chaetomium globosum CBS 148.51 is the source of this 243-nucleotide messenger RNA. RefSeq lists its product as uncharacterized. The transcript is spliced from 2 exons. Bases 1 to 243 code for a protein of 80 amino acids. Lineage: Eukaryota; Fungi; Ascomycota; Sordariomycetes; Sordariales; Chaetomiaceae. The record is from RefSeq and is a predicted model, not a curated record.
AUGGGCGUAGCCUUGCACACCGACGCACGCUACAGCGUCAAAUACGUGACCGAGCGUAUCACUCGGAAGCUGGGGCGCUGGAUGAAAUCCCAGAAUCCGGAGGAUCAAAAGAUCCUCGAUGAAGACCUCCGGAUACUUGCCGAGUGGUCCAUCAAGCUAGACUGGCACCUCCACUGCAACCAUCAGAUGUUCGACUUCCGAUUUCGCGACCCGGCGACCAAGAAACCCUACGGAUUUCCUUAA